Molecule: messenger RNA, 843 nt
Organism: Diaporthe amygdali
Lineage: Eukaryota; Fungi; Ascomycota; Sordariomycetes; Diaporthales; Diaporthaceae
Exons: 3
Coding region: 1-843 (280 amino acids)
Source: RefSeq, a predicted model, not a curated record
AUGUCUGAAUUGCUGAAGGAAGCCGAGACGGUCUUUCGCGAGAUCCUGCAAGGCGAGCUGGAAAAAGCCUGGGGAUAUCACUUGACCGAGGCCGAGCUAAAUGAUGUGAUUGAUGUUUUGGCAAAGACCACAACCCGAUACUUGGAACUUCGUCCCAAGAAACGGCCUUGGAACACCGCGUCUCCAGAUAGACUCUGCGUGGGAUUUCGAGGAUUCAUCACGCCCAUUCUAGAGGACCGCUUUCACACAGUCAAUGCAUUUGUCAUUGCCGACGACAUUGCCCAAAUCUCUUCUCACGCCUUCUACCAAGUCAAGCUCAUUGUCGACGACGGCAACAACGACAGCACCGAAGCUACUCAUGUCGAAAGCGACGGUGAGACCAACGACGCCGCCGAUGUGCAAGACGAGAACGAGACAGGCAUAGCAGGACAGGAGGAGGAAGAUGGCGAUGACCGUCCCCGGUACAGCAGCUUCCUGAUGAACUAUCUUAAUAAUGAGCUGGUGUCACCCACGUCAAUCAUCAACCAGGCGGAGGUGCCAGUAGGUAGCGAAACGGUGUCAGUGGAUGAGCAUGUACCGGAUUUGACAGGAAAGAAGAAAGGAAAGGCCACGGCCGAGCCAGUCAAGAAGUCUCAGCAGGGAAAGAAGCCCGAGGAUGUCCAUGGCGACACCGACCUCUACUAUGCCGUCGCCAACGAGGACAAGCCGAACGGACCUCCUAAGUUCUACAAGUGCAAAAUCCCUAGCUGCAAGGGUUUUCAGGGGACCUGGUACCAACGGAAGCGACACUUUCGGACGAAGCACCCGCAGGAGUGGGAGGACUUCACCGGUGCUGCUGUUUAG